Messenger RNA from Candidozyma duobushaemuli, 399 nucleotides. RefSeq names its product E2 ubiquitin-conjugating protein. The coding region runs from base 1 to 399 and encodes 132 amino acids. The transcript has 3 exons. Gene Ontology annotation, biological process: protein K63-linked ubiquitination; DNA damage tolerance. Gene Ontology annotation, cellular component: nucleus. The record is from RefSeq and is a predicted model, not a curated record. Lineage: Eukaryota; Fungi; Ascomycota; Pichiomycetes; Serinales; Metschnikowiaceae.
AUGUCCAAAGUGUACGUGCCCGGUAUCCAUAUCGUCAAACUAAACUUUAAGCUUCUAGAGGAAUUGGAGAAAGGCGAGAAGGGCUUGGGUGCCCAAUCGAUCUCUUAUGGCUUGUCCAAUCAGGACGAUAUCACCAUGACCCACUGGAACGGCACCAUCUUGGGCCCACCUCACCUGACCCACGAGAACCGCAUCUAUUCAUUGAGCAUUGUCUGUGGUGACGACUACCCAGAACAGCCCCCGGACGUGACCUUUGUGUCGAAAAUCAACCUUCCUUGUGUCAACUCCGAGGGCAAGGUCGUCAUCUCCGAGUUCGACACGUUGAAGAACUGGAAGCGCACCUACACCAUGGAAACUCAACAAGAAGCUCCCCAGCCGGCCGAGGGCUCCACGUAUUAG